Calliphora vicina (urban bluebottle blowfly) is the source of this 1831-nucleotide messenger RNA. RefSeq names its product serine protease gd-like. The record is from RefSeq and is a predicted model, not a curated record. The transcript is spliced from 4 exons. Lineage: Eukaryota; Metazoa; Arthropoda; Insecta; Diptera; Calliphoridae. The coding region runs from base 306 to 1688 and encodes 460 amino acids. Gene Ontology annotation, biological process: proteolysis. Gene Ontology annotation, molecular function: serine-type endopeptidase activity.
CGAGUAGUUGGUCAGUUAGUAAUUUAUAAGCGAAUAUUUAAAUUAAUUAAUCAAGAAAGAAACAAAUUAACAAAAUAUAUUACAAAUAAAUAUAUGACAUAAACAAAUAAACUAAAAACAUGAAAUAAUCGUUAAUCGUGUAACUACGUUUGUGUUAAAUUAAAACUCACUAUGUGCCUUUAAGUGAAAAAAAAGAAAAACCCCCAUAUUGGCUUACAAAAAAAGAAAUUUAAAGCAAAUAAUUACAGUGCAAAAUUUUUUAAUCUCAAAUUCAUAAGAAAUUUUACUUUAAAAAAAAAAGUAAAAUGUUUAAGUUAUACUUAAGUUCUUUGUCAUUUUUAUUACUCAUCUUUUGUUUUAAUACGCAACAUCUUCAAAUUCCCCCUGUGGCUUGUCCCAAUUAUUUUCAAUAUUUCAUUGAUAAUUCACAGUACGUCGGAAAGAUCUCGAUACCCACAGUAUCGAAUAGUAUAGAGUUGUUGGUGUAUUUCAGUCAGAAGCAACCAUUGCAAUCGAAUUACUAUGGCCGGAUUUCAUUGGAAAGUAGAAAUCCUAUUAUAUAUCGGGUGGAAUUUCCCUCUCCCAACGAAGUGCCUAAGUUGACCAAAAUAACAGUCAAUGGUCAGGAUAUUUGCAUAUCAAAUGACUAUGCAGCUCCCAGUACACGUCUCUUUUUAAACCACAAAUUAAAAGUAACCACACAAGCAUUAUCCAGUACCAUGCCCCAAAUUCUAACACAGCAAUACCCCUUUAACACACAAACAUUUCAACAGUUUCCAACGUCUGUUAUACAGGUGCAACCCACACGAGAAGUAGCACAGUUUUCACAAACUCCAACGCAAAUAUAUGACAACAAAUUUGGAUCUACGGGCUCAGAAACUCAAACUUUAGACCAACCAGUGAGAGCAAAUGCCCAAUGUGGUCUCGGCAAUACGGUAACGGCCUUUGUAUUCGGAGGCGAUGAAGUAAUGCGUGGUGAAUUUCCUUGGUUAACAGCCAUUUAUGUUAAGUCAGCCGGUUUGCGAUUCUUAUGUGGCGGUUCGUUGGUUUCCUCCAGGACAGUGGUUUCGGCAGGUCACUGUUUUAAAAUUGGAAGCGUAACAGCCAGUCGUUUGGUUGUGAAUUUGGGUAGACACAAUUUAGAGGAUUUCAGUGAGCAGGGCUUUGUCACCAGGGAAAUAGAGAACCUCUUAGUUCAUCCUGAAUAUAAUUCGAAUCUGUUUCCGGAUGCCGAUUUGGCAGUGCUACAUCUUAAGCAACCAGUGCAAUAUUCAAAUGCAAUACGCCCUAUAUGUUUAUGGGCUGACAACUCCGACUCUAAUUAUAUAGUGGGUCAAGCUGGCGUAUUGGCCGGCUGGGGAGCAGACGAACUGGGCCGCACAUUUACUCCGGUACCCAAGAAGGUCGAUACCAAAAUAGUAAGUGACGCCGAAUGCCUGCGCUCUUCGCCCGCCUACAAUAUGCUGACCUCACCACGCACCUUUUGUGCUGGAAAUCGUGAUGAUACAGGUCCCUGUAUGGGAGACUCAGGCAGUGGCCUGAUGAUCAGCCGCAAUGGCCGCUGGUAUUUGAGGGGCAUAGUAUCGGCUGGCCAGACAAAAGAUCGUAAAUGUAAUUUACAAGAAUUCGUGGUUUUCUGUGAUGUGGCAAAACAUAUGCAAUGGCUACAAAAUAAUUUAGUUUCGUAGUUUUAAAAUUAUGUUUAAUUAACAAUAAACAAAAUACUUAUAAAUAUAUUUAUUAAAUAUAACUUAAGGUACUAUCAGACUACAUGUAUUUUACAUAUGUACCGUCAAAUUUUCUAUCUGUAAAAGUUGUACACAUCGUCUGA